This is a messenger RNA of Delphinapterus leucas (beluga whale), 1117 nucleotides long. Its product is annotated as zinc finger protein 836. Gene Ontology annotation, molecular function: RNA polymerase II transcription regulatory region sequence-specific DNA binding; DNA-binding transcription factor activity, RNA polymerase II-specific. NCBI's taxonomy places the organism in Eukaryota, Metazoa, Chordata, Mammalia, Artiodactyla, Monodontidae. Gene Ontology annotation, cellular component: nucleus. Gene Ontology annotation, biological process: regulation of transcription by RNA polymerase II. The record is from RefSeq and is a predicted model, not a curated record.
AGGCUAGUUUAAUCUGAAUAUUUCCUUAAAUAAAAUUCUGAAGAAAGUGGCAUUUCUCUUUGUGGCUCCCAACUUAGUUUUUGUUUAAAAAAACUAUAGAGAGGUCACACUGGGAAGCGUAAGUUUCUCCUAAGUCUGUGCUGUGCGGUCCACCUUUCUCCACCUUCCGGUGUGGGCAUCUCUACGAACCUUAAAUCCCAGCAGCCGGCCCCCCACCCUACGUAAAUCCAGACGUUGCCGUUACAGAUGACCUCUAAAGACUCCUAUUGUCUGAGGAAGAAGCCCUGAAGAGGAGGAAGGGAAAAGAAAAGGAGUCAGAAAUGGCUCUUUCUCAGGGACAACUGACAUUUGAGGAUUUGGCCAUAGAAUUCACUCAGGAGGAGUGGGAAUGCCUGGACCCUGCUCAGAGGGCCUUGUACAGGGACGUGAUGUCGGAGACCUACAGGAACCUGCUCUCCCUUGAUAUCUCUCAUAUACAUGUGAUUAAGAAAUUGCAACUAAAAGCAAACACUGAUAGGGGAGAAGUAUUCCAAACACUGAUGUUCCAAAGACAUAACUGGAAUGAAAUGAAACAUUUUUACCUCAGAGUCAUCCGGGAAAAUAUACGAGAAUUUGAUUCUCAGCAGAGUGAUGAGGAAGGAAAUUGCAAAGGAAUGCCAGUAAACCAAAAUGAUAAUCUCGCUGAUGAGAGAAAUCGAAAUGGAAGAAGUGUUGCAGGAAUCAAGCCUGUUGAAAAUAGGUUUCCAUUAAGCUUUCUGGAUGAACUGCAUAUAUUUAAAAGUGAAGAGAAAAUUGAUGAAAUUAAUCAAGCUGACAAGAGUGUGAAGGGUAGUGCCUCAUUUUCACCACUUCAGGGAAUUUCCCCUUGUGUCCAAGUGAACAUUUGUAAUAUACAUGGGAGUAAUUAUAUGCAGUCUUUAAUAGUGACACGAGAUCAGAAAGCACAGAGGGAAAGAACUUAAAAAUGUAAUGAGUGUGGCAAAAUCUUUCUGCACGUAUCGUACCUCAAUAGACCUCAGAUUCUCCAUACAGGAGAGAAAUUACAUAAGUGUGACGUAUUGGAAGAAUCUUUAGCAAGAAUUCAUACCGUGUAAUUCAUCAGAGAAUUCAUACUGGA